AACGUUAUAGCAUAAAAUCAGUUCUUACACCGAAGGUCAGAGCAAUUCGAGUGGACAAAACAAAAGGAAACAGUAAGAAAAUAAGAUGAGAAGGUCUAUUGUUGUUCAUUCUGUUCCUGAAGUUCUGCUAAUAGGCAUUCUCAGCAUAGUUCAUGGACAGUUCACAGACACACCAACUACCAAUGCUCAUGUGACGAAUAGCUCACGUGUGUCGGCAUUGUAUGUGUUAGGGGAUUCCUCAGUUGAUUGUGGAGACAACACUCUGUUCUACCCUCUGCUUCACGGUCGACUCUCUUUGUAUCCAUGUAACGGCUCUGAUGCCACCCUUCUUCCUCAACUACUUGCUGAGAAGAUUGGAUUGACCUCAAUCAGGCCAUUUUAUGGACAAAAUGGAUCUCUGGAGGAGGUUCUUGGUGGUCUCAACUUUGGGUCAACACAAGCUACAAUCAUGAACCAGGGAAGCUACAGCCAUCAGUCUCUUAACCAACAACUACGCCAAGUUUCUGAGACUAUGCAGCUGUUGCAACUGCAACUGAAUGAGGACACUGCUCUCCAAUUUAUAAAAUCCUCCAUCUUUUUCCUGUCCUUUGGCAAAGAAGAUUAUAUUGAACUAUUCCUCCAUAACUCUUCCAGUUCCAGCGGAAUGAUGUUUCGGAACAGUUCCCAAUAUUUUGCUACAAUUUUGGUCAACCAAGUCGCAAAUGCUGCAAGGUAUCUUUAUAAUGCAAAUGCAAGGAAAAUCAUAUGUUUGGGAAUUAUGCCUCUGGGAUGCACACCUCGUAUGGCCUGGGAGUUGAAUCACACAUCAGCUGGAGAUUAUAAUGCAAGCAGUUGUGUGGAACAUGUCAAUGACUUGGUCUUUGAAUACAAUAGAUUGCUGGAUGAACAAAUAGGCAAGCUUAAUUCGGAAUUUUCUGAUGCUCAGAUGGUGUUCUGUGAUGUUUACAAUGGAAUGAUGGAGAUUAUCAACGAACCAAGGCUUUACGGUUUUGAAGACGUGAAGAGUGCAUGUUGCGGACUUGGUUUGAAUGGUGCCAUGAUAGGGUGUGUCUCCAUGGACAUGGCCUGUGAUCAAGCUUCAACUCAUGUUUGGUGGGAUUUGUUCAACCCUACUCAAGCAGUCAACAAAAUCCUAGCUGAUGCAGCCUGGUCUGGCCAACCGAUACCUGAUCUUUGCCGUCCUAUCACCAUCCAUGAAUUGGUUAACAUGAAAGUCUAGCAUUUCCACUACCUAAAACUCUCAUAAACAAAAGUUUCAGAACAAUUUGGGGUAGCAUAUGCUAAUCCCAUGCAGUACAAAAAAGGAUAAAGAAAUAGGGUGCUACUGCAGCACUGCUGGGUAUGCUUUGGAAACCAUUUCUUUAUUAGAAUCACACA
Messenger RNA from Glycine soja, 1377 nucleotides. Its product is annotated as GDSL esterase/lipase At1g71250-like. Lineage: Eukaryota; Viridiplantae; Streptophyta; Magnoliopsida; Fabales; Fabaceae. Gene Ontology annotation, molecular function: hydrolase activity, acting on ester bonds. The record is from RefSeq and is a predicted model, not a curated record. The coding region runs from base 86 to 1219 and encodes 377 amino acids. The transcript has 3 exons.